CAUAGCAACACACAACAGAAAGCCUAGUUACAUUCAUCAAAAAUAAGAGUUAAAUGUAAGCCCAGAAGCAUAAAGACUAGUUGUCAGCUGGUAAAAUAAUUUGACUAGAAAAGAUGCAUGUGACCUGGAAGAUGUCAUGUUGUUUCGGGUGCACAAGGUCAUCGGACAAAGCCAUGCAAUUGAGACGCGACUUGAUGCAUAUGAUAAACUGAGAGCAUUAUUUGGGUCUACCGACAAAAAUACAAGUGCGGACACAAACCAGACCAAGUAUAUAUAUUUUUUUAAAUUUUAGUCCGGACGAGAGUGCCAGACUAAAAGUGCAAACGCACCUUUGGUCAAUGGUGGCCAAGGUGUUUAGCAAUCUUCCCCAAAUUGAACACACAAGCGUACGUAAGUCCUCGAAAUCCGUGUACCAAAUUUGGUGUGGAAAAGAUGGCGAGUUUCGGUUGUGUACAAAUUUGCAAAAACAUGAUAUGGUGUCCUAAGCGCCCUGUUGCGCAACCUAAUUUCAACCUGGAGCUAAGAAGGUCCUUGCAUAAAGAUGAAAUAAAUAGGUUACCUAUUUUUAUUUCAUCAUUGAAAGUGUUUUUUGAUCAACAUAGGUUUUAUUUUAGUAAACGUUCCACAGAUCAAGUACAGGAAGGUUAAAAAGAAAAUGGAACAACACAACCUAUUCAACCCAGCCAUAAUCCUCCCACACAACCUUAACAAGCCAUGCACAACCUAAACUAUCAGGACACAGCAAUCAGUGGUUUGCUCCUGGAGUACAUACAGCACGUAGCAGCUGGGAGUCAAGUUGUAAAUUGAGCUCGUAAUCUCAGUAAAUCAAUAAAGAAAAAAAGCAGCCUACAUUUUGAAAGUGCAGUUGCUGUGUCUGUCCAUCCAUUUUCUACACCGCUUAUCCCCAUUAUUGUCUCCAGUUAACCUAACACACGCAUGUUUUGGCAAUGGGGGAGGAAGCCAGAGCACCCAGGGGAAAACAUGCAACAUGCUCGGCGAUGUUUCAGAUUCAAACCUAGAUUUCUACACGUGUUAACCACUAGUGCGACCCCACAGACAAUCUUGCUCAUGCUUAACUGGCUUGCAGUCACAGAACGCUGUGUACCAAAUUUGAUGGAUGAAAUUUGGACAAGGAGGAGAGAAAUAACCUUUUUCAGCAUAUACAAAUUUGUAAAGAAUUUUUUUUUUUAUUAUUGUCAAUUCAAGUCCCUAAUUUCAGUCUUGAGCUAAACAAAUGUGCUUCCUCAUCAUUCAUCUUUAAAUACAUUUUGAGAUUAGGUUAUGUUUAUGAGCAGCAAACCGCUAUUCUGAAUGCCAGUAUUUUAUUUUUUUGUUCAAAGUCACAUAAGAUGGCUUGUUUACCUGGUCCGUGUUUUGAUUUUGUGCCCUUGAAUUUUAAGCGUGACACUGAUGAUUUAAACAAAGGUUCUUUGUACAAAAAAAAUUCUUAUUCAGUGCCGUCGAGUGCUGCUGCUCUUCAAUUAUUCAUCAGCAGCCUUAUUCUCAGUAAAUAAUACAACACAGUCUGAGAGUGUUUUUAAUCUUUAAGGCUAUGAUAGAAUCCCAACUGGUUUUAUUUUCUAGUGAAGUCAAGCCAGCAUAUUAUUUCUUUUCUUGUGUGGGACACUUUGAUGUUAAGUAAAGCUGAGAGGACUGGUGAUGAGGCUGCAGUAAUACUCAGUCUAUUCAGCUCAGAAGGGAAGAAGACAGUGCAUCAUCUAUGUGGAAGGUGUGGGGGCAGAGCUUUGCCCCCUAAGCUUCUCUACGCUCACUUUAUCUACUCACCACUCGAGCCGACUGGCCAGAUUUGUGUUCCCUCCCACCUUGCAGGUGUUGGAUCCUGUAGCCAGUCAUGGCGCCAGGGGACGUGGUGCCGGACCAUGCCAAGCAGCCCAAGUCAAAGGAGAAGCGGCCCACUAACAAGUCAUCGAAAGUAGACUGCGAGUCAGACGGCUCCUUCCUCUUCGAGGCCCACGAGGCUUGGAAGGAUUUCCAUAACUCGCUGAGACACUUCUACGAAGUAGGAGAGCUCUGUGAUGUGACGCUGAAGGUGGGCAACAGGCUGAUACCAUGUCACAAGCUAGUGUUGGCCUGCGUAAUCCCAUACUUCAGGGCCAUGUUCCUGUCCGAAAUGACUGAAGCCAAGCAGAAGCUCAUCGAGAUCAAGGACUUCGAUGGAGAUGCUAUCCAGGAUCUAGUCCAUUUUGCGUACUCCUCCAAGCUCACGCUGACCGUAGACAACGUCCAGCCUCUGCUUUACGCUGCCUGCAUCCUACAGGUGGAGCUGGUGGCCAGAGCGUGCUGCGAGUACAUGAAGGCCCACUUCCACCCCACCAACUGCUUGGCCGUGCGCACCUUUGCCGAGAGCCACAACCGUGUGGACCUGAUGGACAUGGCCGACCGCUACGCCUGUGAGCACUUCACGGAGGUCGUAGAGUGUGAGGACUUCACCUGCGUGUCUCCCCAGCACUUGCGCACACUGCUGGCCUCCAGUGAGCUUAAUAUCCACUCUGAGACACAAGUGUACAAAGCAGCGGUGAAAUGGCUCAAAGCAAAUCCACAGCACCACCAGGCCUGGCUGGACCAGAUCUUUUCUCAGGUGCGCCUCCCCCUGCUCCCUGUAGACUUCCUGACCGGAACAGUGGCCAAGGAUGACAUGAUCAAAGGUAACCUGAGCUGUCGUGACCUGAUGGAUGAGGCCAGGAACUACCACCUGCACCUCAGCAACAAGGCCGUGCCGGACUUUGAGUACUCUGUCCGCACCGUACCACGAAAACACACCGCAGGGGUUCUGUUCUGCGUCGGUGGCCGUGGGGGUUCUGGCGACCCGUUUCGCAGCAUCGAGUGCUACUCCAUCAGUAAGAACAGCUGGUUCCUGGGCCCUGAAAUGAACAGCAGACGGCGGCAUGUUGGUGUCAUUUCUGUGGCAGGAAAAGUUUAUGCUGUGGGGGGCCAUGAUGGUAACGAGCACCUGGGCAACAUGGAGGUGUUUGACCCGCUCACAAACAAGUGGAUGAUGAAAGCCUCCAUGAACACCAAGCGGAGGGGAAUCGCCCUGGCAGCGCUCGGUGGGCCCAUUUACGCCAUCGGUGGCCUGGACGACAACUCAUGCUUCAACGACGUGGAGCGAUACGACAUCGAGAGCGACUGCUGGAGCGCUGUGGCCCCCAUGAACACGCCAAGAGGAGGGGUGGGCUCUGUGGCCCUGGGGAGCUACGUCUACGCGGUGGGAGGCAACGACGGCAUGGCGUCACUGUCGAGUGUCGAGCGCUUUGACCCGCACCUCAACAAGUGGACAGAGGUCAAUGAGAUGGGUCAGCGGCGAGCCGGGAACGGAGUCAGCAAACUGAACGGCUGCCUCUACGUUGUCGGUGGUUUUGACGACAACUCGCCCCUGAGCUCCGUGGAGCGCUUCGACCCUCGAAUGCACCGCUGGGAGUACGUGUCUGAGCUGACAACCCCGCGGGGUGGCGUGGGCGUCGCCACGGUGAUGGGCAGAGUGUUUGCGGUGGGCGGACACAACGGCAACAUCUACCUGAACACGGUGGAGGCCUUCGAGCCUCGAAUGAACAGGUGGGAGCUGGUGGGAUCCGUGUCCCACUGCCGAGCCGGAGCGGGCGUGGCCGUGUGCUCGUCGCACGUGAGCCAGAUCAGGGAUGUAGGUCAGGGCUCUAGCAACGUGGUCAACUGUAUGUGACUUCGCUCCUGGAUGCUCAUGUUUACUCACUAUUUACCAUUUUGUUCAGGCUUCGUCCACACAUACAUCACAUAUAUAUUGUAUACACAUACAUACAGUACUGUGUGUGUAUAUAUACUUAUAUAUAUGUGUGUGGUAUACACUGUAUACACAGGUGCAUCUCAAUAAAUCAGAAUAUCUUUUAAAAUUACAUUUAUUUCAGUAAUGCAAUUCAAAAAGUGAAACUGCAGUUUACUGCACACAGUGAAAUAUUUAAAAAUUGUAUGUAAUAAUUUUGAUGAUUACAGAUGGUAAUUCAUUUCAAACUACUGGUUUGCACUUGAAUCAGCAAAUGAACUGCAAAAAACAUCCUGAGUAUUUAAUUGGUGUCUUAGUCUGACUUGACUCGUGAGAUGCACCUGGAUGUACAUAGAGUAUAUGCAUUUAUCAAAUCUAUGCGUGCGCCAGUAAGAAAAGGCCAAAAUGCAUCGCAACCCGUUGUAACGUAAUCAUGCUUGAACAAUCAUUCACGCGUGACAAAUCGCUCAUCUUGUUGGAAACGCUUGUGCCAAAAUGCCAUCAAGAACUUGGUGGCGGAUAAGGCAAGUCCUGCUACUUAGUUUUUUUCCAAUGCUGUACAUAAACACCAUGUCAGGGAACGCUUUGUGUUUGAACGAUGAUAGCUGGACUGUCAGGGAAGCUCAUCAUGUUAGUUUGCAGACACUUCCUUAUAUUUUAAUAUAUUAUGGAGGUUUUAUAUGUCAACAAAUAGUUGUAUCUUUGUAGUAGUAUAAUAGUCUUCUACAUCAACCUUUGCUGUGGGCACAAACGUAAAGAAUUUAGCUUCUAGUAUAUUUAAUACCAAGCAUUUCUGGCUACUAGUAUUUUGGUUUUUGGUAAAAGUGACCACUCGUACAAUAUUUGUAUGUCGUUUUUUCAUGGUUUUCCUCUCCUAAUGUACUUUUCGGUGUGCUUUUGUUGUAAUUGAUUCAAUAAAAGUACGAAAUGUG
Dunckerocampus dactyliophorus (ringed pipefish) is the source of this 4686-nucleotide messenger RNA. It is a transcript of the gene klhl8, whose product is annotated as kelch-like family member 8. Lineage: Eukaryota; Metazoa; Chordata; Actinopteri; Syngnathiformes; Syngnathidae. Bases 1853 to 3697 code for a protein of 614 amino acids. The record is from RefSeq and is a predicted model, not a curated record. Gene Ontology annotation, molecular function: protein binding. The transcript is spliced from 12 exons.